This is a messenger RNA of Drosophila hydei, 1549 nucleotides long. RefSeq lists its product as uncharacterized. The transcript is spliced from 4 exons. The record is from RefSeq and is a predicted model, not a curated record. Bases 42 to 1331 code for a protein of 429 amino acids. Lineage: Eukaryota; Metazoa; Arthropoda; Insecta; Diptera; Drosophilidae.
UUAGACUCUUUGUACAUCAGUCGUGUUGAAUUCUUGUGAAGAUGUCACAGUCAAACGGAAUAGUUAAUCCAAACGAGCAUUUGAGCAUUCCCGAAUGGAUCACUGAAAAGUAUUUCCAAACAGUCCUCGAGAAGGACGAGCCGGAUCAUGUGAAAGUAUUGAAAUUCACACCCGUGGCAGCUAUACCGCCCGGCGAGAACUUCACCUCCAUAAUGCUGCGUAUCUAUAUCGAACUCGAAAUGAAGGAUGGCAGCACAAAGACAAAAACCUACGUCUUCAAGACAAUGCUGCCCAACGAAAAGGGCGGAUCUGAUAUUGAGUUGUUUGGUCUGUUCCCCAAGGAGCUGAAGAUGUACCAGAAGUAUCUCCCCGCCUUUGAGGCACUCUAUAAGGCAGCCGGCGAAGACAUCCAAUUAGCUCCCAAGUGUCUACAUACUGAGCAACGAGAGGGAUGCAUCCACUUCAUAUUCGAAGACCUGAGCACCAGGAAAUUCCAGAAUGUUGAUCGCUUGAAGGGCUUGGACAUGGCUCACAUGACUAGAGCCCUCCACAAACUGGCGGAGUUCCAUGCAGCGAGCAGCGUGUAUGAAGAACAAAAUGGUCCCUACCCAGAUGAAUUUCUUGAGGGAUUCGUUUCACUUAAAACUGAAAAGUUCUCCAAAGACGGCUUUAAGCUGAAGGAGAAGUCUUUUAAAAAGUCUAUGGCAACAUGGGGCAUGAAGGAUGCCGAAAAAUAUAUAAAAAGUUUUCCUUCUGUAGAUGAGUAUUGGGCUAUGUCCGCCAGCACUCUGGACGCUGACCCUCUGGAUUUUAAUACGUUAACCCAUGGUGAUUUCUGGUCAAGUAAUUUCAUGUGUAAUUAUUUGUCCAAUGGGGCAAUCGAUCAACUAAUUCUGGUCGAUUUUCAAAUCUGCAAAUGGGGAAGUCCAGCGAUGGAUCUUUUAUUUUUUAUUACAAUUUCCGCUGCAAAGGAUAUUCGUAUCAAGGAAUUCGAUCAGUUCAUCUGCAUCUAUUGGGAGCGGUUAAUAGAGUGUCUAAAGCUCCUGAAGUACCAAAAGCCGUUGCCCAAGUUAAGAGAUCUACACGCAUCUCUCUAUAAAAAACAAAACUCUUUCUAUGCCUUCUUUGCUGUCUUCAACCACCUGUGCUUAAUUAUGUUUCCCUCUGAUAAGGACAGCAAUCUACAUAGCCUGACGGCCGAAACCGAAGAAGGCGAAAAUUGGCGACUUCGUGUUGCCUCCAAUCCUACUUAUGCCAAUGUGAUGAAGGACUUGUAUCCAUUUUUCUAUAACCGCGGAUUGUUCAACUUUGAUGAUUAUAAAACCGAAUGAGGUUGAAUAAAAACGAUGUUAGUAGACCGUAAAGGCUUAUCUAUUAAGCACUUGUUGUCUAAUCACGAUCUUCACAAAAAUCAUCUUGUGCAGGCAAUGAAUAGCUGCUCUUCAUAUGAUAUUUGAAUUAGGUAAUGUGUUUGACUUAUAAUUUACAAGUUAGUAAGUAAACUUGAGCUUAGUCACUUUAUCGAGGGAGUCAAACAAAUCAACAGUUU